This is a messenger RNA of Nematostella vectensis (starlet sea anemone), 2418 nucleotides long. RefSeq names its product zinc finger protein 501-like. The transcript is spliced from 2 exons. Gene Ontology annotation, biological process: regulation of transcription by RNA polymerase II. Gene Ontology annotation, molecular function: DNA-binding transcription factor activity; RNA polymerase II cis-regulatory region sequence-specific DNA binding. The record is from RefSeq and is a predicted model, not a curated record. NCBI's taxonomy places the organism in Eukaryota, Metazoa, Cnidaria, Anthozoa, Actiniaria, Edwardsiidae. Bases 540 to 1883 code for a protein of 447 amino acids.
CUCUGGUAAAGGCUAUCUGUUCCGGUUAAGCCUGUACUGUGCGCUGUCUGCCUGGCGAUGUCCGUACAGUGCGCGCUAUUCGUCUGGUGAAGUCUGUACAGUGCGCGCUAUUCUGGUGAAGUCUGUACAGUGCGCGCUAUUCGUCUGGUGAAGUCUGUACAGUGCACGCUAUUCUGGUGACGUCUGUACAGUGCACGCUCUCUAUUUUUUGUUCUCCGCCAUGCGUCCUUUCUUUUAAUGUGCCCGGGUUGCUGUUGCUGGAGAAAACAUCAAUCUUAAUGUGACUCAAUCGAGAAAGAGUAACGAAAAAGCCAACACAACAGAAAAAAGAAGAACUAGAAGAGUUUGAGUCUCAACCUCUUCGCCGCUGUGAGGUUUCCACAGGAGUCCCGUCUGACAUUUUGGUCAAAAGAGGAAUCCUUGUUGGGCUUCCUGUGUGUUUCACAAAAGAGAUCAAAAUGGCGGACGAGACGCGUGGCGAAAAGGAACCGGAAGAGAAGUGCCUUAUUUAUUGCAUUCAAAACAAUUGAAAAAUUCUUAUGGGAGAGAAAAUUCAAGAGAAAAUCAUGUCGGAGAAGAAACAUUUAAAGCAACCUUUUAAUGAAAGCCAAGAUUUGAUCUGCAAGCAGGAAAUAAAAGUUGAGCCAGAACUAUUCGAUUUGAAAAAUAUUGCAGAGGAAGCAUCAAAAGCAUUGAAUUUAUCUGAGAAACCAUAUGAAUGUGAUGAAUGUGGCAUGGGUUUUACCCAAUCUGGAGCCCUGGGGAGUCACCUAAGGAUUCACUUAGGACAGAAACCAUACAAAUGUGAUGAAUGUGGCAAGUGCUUUACCCGAAAAACAACUCUGAAGAGACACCUAAUGAUUCACUCAGGAGAAAAACCAUACAAAUGUGAUGUGUGUGGCAAAUGCUUUAUCCAAAAUGCAGACCUGAAGAUACACCUAAGGAUUCACUCAGGACAGAAACCAUACAAAUGUGAUGAAUGUGGCAAGUGCUUCACCCGAAAAACAACUCUGAAGAGACACCUAAUGAUUCACUCAGGAGAAAAACCAUACAAAUGUGAUGUGUGUGGCAAAUGCUUUAUCCAAAAUGCAGACCUGAAGAUACACCUAAGAAUUCACUCAGGACAGAAACCAUACAAAUGUGAUGAAUGUGGCAAGUGCUUUAACCAAUCUGGAGAAGUGAAAAUACACUUAAUGACGCACUCAGGACAAAAGCCAUACAAAUGUAAUGUGUGUGACAAGUGCUUUACCCAUUUGGGAGCCCUUAAAACACACCUUAGGAUUCACACAGGACAGAAACCAUAUGAAUGCGAUGUAUGUGGCAAAUGCUUUACCCGAAAAACACACCUGAAGGCACACCUAAUGAUUCACUCAGGAGAAAAACCAUACAAAUGUGAUGAAUGUGGCAAGUGCUUCAACCAAUCUGCAAACCUGAAAACACACCUAAGGAUUCACACAGGACAGAAACCAUGCAAAUGUGAUGCAUGUGGGAAGUCCUUUAACCAAUCUGGGGCCCUGAAGAGGCACCUAAGGAUUCACUCAGGACGGAAACCAUACAAAUGUGAUGAAUGUGGCAAAUGCUUUAUCCAAAAUGCAGACCUGAAUAUACACCUAAGAAUUCACUCAGGACAGAAACCAUACAAAUGUGAUGAAUGUGGCAAGUGCUUUAUCCAAUCUGGAGAAGUGAAAAUACACUUAAUGACGCACUCAGGACAAAAACCAUACAAAUGUAAUGUGUGUGACAAAGGCUUUACCCGACAUGCAGACCUAAAUAGACACCUAAGAAUUCACUCUGGACAGAAACCAUUCAAAUGUGAUGAAUGUGGCAAGUGCUUUACCCGAAAAACAACUCUGAAGACGCACCUAAUGAUUCAUUCAGGAUAGAAACCAUACAAAUGUGAUGAAUGUGGCAAGUGCUUCACCCUAUCUGGAGCCCUGAAGACACACCUAAUGAUUUACUCAGGACAGAAACCAUAAAAUAUAGAUUAAGGCAUUGCUUAAAAGCUGAGCUCCAAACAAUCAAAUCUUUGCUUAUCUUUACUGUUAUAAGCAUUACGUCUGUCGGGCAAACGUUUAGAUUGCCUGAGCGGUAUUGACCUCAUCAGCCUGCACUAGCCUUUGAGCUUUGAACUUGUGCGCCAUGAUUGUAAAGACAACAAAACAUGAUAAAACACGAAAAUUUAUUGGAUCUUCCAUGCCACUAGACAAAGGACACAAUAGAAGGCGGUUCUGACAGUGCAAAGAAGUUAUACAGCUAAGCCAAAUUAGAAUGUGCUCAAAGAGCCUAUCCAAGAACAAACACUGGGACUUCAGAAGCGCGAGUACAAAUAAUUUUAUACUUAAAUACACUGUAAAUUACAGUGAUCUCGAAUGUGUCAAAUGUUUUCAUGACUUGGAAUAAAAGAAGUUUGUAAGGGUC